This is a messenger RNA of Hippopotamus amphibius kiboko, 4370 nucleotides long. It is a transcript of the gene RBM4B, whose product is annotated as RNA binding motif protein 4B. The coding region runs from base 122 to 1201 and encodes 359 amino acids. The transcript has 3 exons. Gene Ontology annotation, molecular function: zinc ion binding; mRNA binding. Gene Ontology annotation, biological process: mRNA splicing, via spliceosome. Gene Ontology annotation, cellular component: nuclear speck; cytosol. The record is from RefSeq and is a predicted model, not a curated record. Lineage: Eukaryota; Metazoa; Chordata; Mammalia; Artiodactyla; Hippopotamidae.
UGAACUGGCGCGCGAGAAAGGGCCCGGUCGCGCCGAGGCUCGAGCGGCCGUCGCCAUUUUGUAGGGUUCUCUCUGACGCGGGAGCCGCCGCCGCCGCCGCCACCCGGAGGCUCUUGUCAGGAUGGUGAAGCUGUUCAUCGGAAACCUGCCCCGGGAGGCCACAGAGCAGGAGAUCCGCUCACUCUUCGAGCAGUAUGGGAAGGUGCUGGAGUGUGACAUCAUUAAGAACUACGGCUUUGUGCACAUAGAGGACAAGACGGCGGCCGAGGAUGCCAUACGCAACCUGCACCACUACAAGCUGCAUGGGGUGAACAUCAACGUGGAAGCCAGCAAGAAUAAGAGCAAAGCUUCAACCAAGUUGCAUGUAGGCAACAUCAGUCCUACUUGUACCAACCAAGAGCUUCGGGCCAAGUUUGAGGAGUACGGACCUGUCAUCGAAUGUGACAUCGUGAAAGAUUAUGCCUUCGUACACAUGGAGCGGGCAGAGGAUGCGGUGGAGGCCAUCAGGGGCCUUGACAACACAGAGUUUCAAGGCAAACGAAUGCACGUGCAGUUGUCCACCAGCCGGCUUCGGACUGCCCCUGGGAUGGGAGACCAGAGUGGCUGCUAUCGGUGUGGGAAGGAGGGGCACUGGUCCAAAGAGUGUCCAGUAGAUCGUACGGGUCGUGUGGCGGACUUUACCGAGCAGUAUAACGAACAGUAUGGAGCGGUGCGCACGCCUUACACCAUGGGCUACGGGGAAUCCAUGUAUUACAACGACGCGUACGGAGCGCUCGACUACUAUAAGCGUUACCGUGUCCGCUCUUACGAGGCAGUGGCAGCAGCAGCAGCAGCUUCUGCGUACAACUACGCAGAGCAGACCAUGUCCCAUCUGCCUCAAGUCCAGAGCACAGCUGUGACCGGUCACCUCAACUCCACUUCUGUUGAUCCCUACGACAGACACCUGUUGCCAAACUCAGGCGCCGCUGCCACCUCAGCUGCUAUGGCUGCUGCCGCUGCCACCACUUCCUCCUAUUACGGAAGGGACAGGAGCCCCCUGCGUCGAGCUGCAGCUGUGCUCCCCACAGUUGGAGAGGGCUACGGUUAUGGGCCAGAGAGUGAGCUGUCUCAGGCUUCAGCAGCUGCACGGAAUUCUCUGUAUGACAUGGCCCGGUAUGAGCGGGAGCAGUAUGUGGACCGAGCGCGGUACUCAGCCUUUUAAAAACUGGAGGUGAGAGUGUGGUGGGUGUGGUUAAGAGAUUCCAUUUAGUUCCCCAGAAAGGAGACCUGUGCCACAUAGAGGAGGCUAAAGCCACCUGUUUGCUGUCAGGACAGUAUCCGAAAGGUAUAUUGCAUGUGAGUCUUAAAUACUUCUCUGACGUAGGCCAGAGGUUCAUUUGGCCUAUUGAGGUUUUAGUUUACAACUCCAACCAACUUGUUCUUUCUGAGAGAACAACAACAACUCAGUUUGUUAGUUAGAAUAUUGUUCUUUAAUCAAGUGUAAGCAGAUCUGGGUUACAGAAACAUAGUUAAGAAAACUAACACUUGUUGAGUGCCCUCUUUGUACAUGAUAUCAUUUGGUUCUGCAGCUAGCCUUUAAGAUAUUUUCUCUUUUACAGAGAAAGGAACUAAGGCUCAGAGAGGUUAAGUACUUUGCCUAAAGUCACCUGGUAAUUGAGAGAUGGGACCAGAAUUCAAACUCAGGCCUGCCUGAGUCCAAAACUACUUUCUCUUUCCCCCAUAGAAGUCACUGUAAUGUAUGCUGAGGAGUACAGGUUCAGGAGUUAAUCAUGAAUGUCACCAGUGAGGGUUUAAACUAUAAGUUCAGACUUCUGAUUUGCUAAUAAAACUACUACUUAGGUCAUGAGCCUUUAUCAGAGGAAAUUCUUCUAAUAUAUCUGUAAGCCAAAUAAAAUCCUCUAAAUUCUGGGUAUUUAGCUCCAGGAUAUUUGCUUGAAAGCAGAACAUUUUGAUGCCACUGUCCUGUGGAGUCCCUUCCUCAUUAGUAAUCCACAGCAUCAUGUUCUGCAUGGGCAUUUAAGCCAUAUUUCUGGCAUUUAAGCCAUAUUUCUGGCAUUUAGAGCAACACUUCUCAUUUCUUCCAGCAGAUUUUGUGGGGGUUUUGUUGUUGUUUGAGAGGAACAUUUAAGGAGCUAGAAAAGUAAAACAGGUAAUUUUCUGAUGUGUAUAAAAUCCCAUUGGUGGUAACCCUGGCAGUUUAAUUUUUCCUACUUCAGAAAAUGUAUAGCAAAGAUGUUGGAAUGUCAAAAAUAAUUAGGAGUAUCUAGAGAUUGAUAAACCUCUUCAUCUGAGUGGAAAUUGCAUCAUAACUUUCUGUUCUCAUGGUUUUCCUUGUAUCUUGAAAUUGAGCAUCGGUAGAACCGGAGGCCUAGUGGCAAAGUUAAACUGAGUUACCACUGAGUUUUCAGGGUUCCUAACAUACCCCUUUGGUAUAGGUGUAGGAAAAAACCAAGUGACAGGAAUGUGCCCUUUUAUGUAGUGAGAAGCAAAUGAUAUGACCCUUUAAUAAGUUAUGUCCUGUAUGACCAUGACAAGACUGGGUGCUCCUGAGACUGCUGUGAAGCAAUGUGUGUUCACGUGCAUGAAGUGGUUAAUCUUACAACCAGUGCACCUUGCCACUAAUUUUUACUUUUAAUGCUGCUAGAUCUGCCAUGAAGUAGGAUAUGCCUCUAAAGUAAGGUGGUAUCUUCUAUCAGAUAACUUAUAUUUCUCUCAAAUAUGUUCCAAAGUUAAAUAUUAAAUUAGUGUACAUUGUGGUCUUUAAAGGGUAUUGCUAAGGUAUUUUUAAGUGAUUUUUUUUGACUUCUAGCAGUGGUUGUUCAACUAACCUCUUUUUAGUGAUGACUUUUAAAGAAACUUACCUUCCAGGUGUGAACCUCAAAUGGACUGAAUAACCCUGAGUUGGUUGCAGUCCCAGGAGCCUGAUGUUAAUGAGGCUGCCAGGAUGAAAUACUCCAGAACUGUUGGGGAUCCAAAUUCGGGUCUCACCCUAGCAGAACUGAUUCAAGAACGUCACAACUUUUGAAGUCGAUUGGCACAGAUCAAGACCAAGAUUUGGCCCUUUGUCUGUAAUAAGUAGAGGAACUUGGUGUGAGUUAACUUUUUUUUUCCCCCAGCCAUUGGUGUCUGGAGUUCCAUCAUCAAUGGAAGAGUUAGAGAAUUUAGGAUUUCUUCUUUUGAUUUGGUAAGGGAGAUUUGGUCAAUUAAAGGAACUACUGGAAUUAUGGCUCUAAAUCUGUGACAGUUAUGAUAGCAGGUAUGUUGGAGGAGGAAUGAACCACUCCUUGAUACUUUUUGUGAUUGUCAUUUCUGAAAAUUUGUUUACUAUGAAAGAUUAAAAAUGAAACAAAUUUAGGAUAGUGCAGUUGGCCAUAUUUGAGACCUUGGCAUCUUCUGAUUUUUCUGGACCCCAAAACUACAUUAUGGUUCUUGAUAAUAUCUGUAUGCCCUUUGUUACAGCAACAGUAGCUUUGUAUCACAGAAAUAGUCUUGCCUAAAAGAUGGGUAAGAAAGUGAGAAAGAUAUGUUUAUCACCAACAAAGCAGUCUUCCAGAUAAAUGGCUUCUUGUUGUAUAUAUAGCUAUAAGUACAUUCUUAUAUAUAGCCAUAGGUGAUUAUACGAGAUGUAGUUUGACCCAGUCUGACUUGGUUUUGUUUUGUUCUGUCUUUUUCCCCCCCUGGAAUACAGGACGGGACCAGGGUCCUUGUACUCGGAGCCAAGCUGCUCUCCAGGCAUUGUGUAAGCCUCUUGUGUUGUGCUCUCUUUCAGGUAGGAUAAUUGCGGACUGAACCCUCGGGCUGCGGUCAUAUAUGAGAACUUGCUCCGCGCGGUCCCCUUUGCCGGGAUGUUUCCAUUGCUUCAUGUUUCAGUAAACAAAGGAGUUUGUGACCAACUAUGUUUUCUUUCUUAAUUUAAUUCUUCUAAGUUGACUUUUCUUUCUUCCUGAUACUAGUCUUUGUAGCCUUUCACUCUGUUCCUUAUAUUCUUAGCCUCUGAGCAGCCCUAGGUAAGGAUUAUGCUGGCAUCCCCUUUUUCCUGUACAGUGGAAUCCCUCUUAUCUUGCUUUCCUUAGGAGUUGAACCCUUCUCCCUGUCUACUUGCAACAUCUCCUUCCCUUUAAAAUGACCAUGUAGUGGCAAGCAACCUUUUACUCUUCUCUGUUAGCUCUGGACUCUAACAUUGAAGCUAAUCUUCUGAAAUUGCUAGGACCAUUGGGGUUUUGGUUGCUGUUUGUUUUGUUUUGUUUUGUUUUUUUAUGUCUGACCUGUGAUCGUGGUACAGCAUUAGCUGAAAUUUCGCCUUGUUUUAUUCCACUUCUCCCACUUUUUUUUUUUUUUAAUAUUUUGACAAAUAAACAUUUCUAACACUU